Dicentrarchus labrax (European seabass) is the source of this 5736-nucleotide messenger RNA. RefSeq names its product leucine-rich repeats and transmembrane domains 2a (gene lrtm2a). The coding region runs from base 1036 to 2235 and encodes 399 amino acids. Gene Ontology annotation, cellular component: plasma membrane. Gene Ontology annotation, molecular function: protein binding. The transcript has 7 exons. The record is from RefSeq and is a predicted model, not a curated record. NCBI's taxonomy places the organism in Eukaryota, Metazoa, Chordata, Actinopteri, Moronidae.
AUUCCACCUCCCUCAUCCUCUCUCUGUCACAGUGGGAGAGCUGCAGACAGACAGAGGCAGCAUACACUAUGUUACUAUAUUUGACAGGACACACACAUACACACACAAACACACACACAUAUUCUCCUGCCACAUGCACGACUGCACACACAUACGGAAAAGAAGAAGGGGAGGUGGGGGCACAAACACACACACACACAGACCGGAAAGACAGCCCUCAAGUGUACAUGUGUGGAUAAAUACACAACACACACACACACACACACACACACACACACACACUCAGACGCGUGCUGAGUGCAGGAAUCACAAACAUAGCGACACACAGAAGGGCUAGCGCAUGACGCCAGCAACCUAACGCUGUUGUCUCUCUCUCUCUCUCUCUCACACACACACACACUCCGUCUCUCUCCUUUUCACACACACUCACUCCUCUCAGACACACGGCAGCGCACAAGCCAGCGAGCAGGACGGCGCUGGACGUAUCAUUCAUAUAGGGAAUAGAUCCGAAGGAAAGGAUUAACUAUCUCCAUCCCUCUCCCCUCUACGGACCUUAUCCUCUCUUCCCUCCUCUUGUGUCUCUAAGCCUCUCUUCACCUCAUUUUUUUUCUACAAUCCCUCAUUUUUUUCUACACAAUCCCUCCUUUUUUCACAAUUCAUUGGUGGGUUGAAGGGGAAGCUGGGGGGGAUUGUCUCUAUACAGAAAGGAGGAUUAUUCUCAUAUUAAUCAUUUGACCAGGAUCUUGAAUGUAUGGAUUUCUUUAACUGAAGAGGUGGCUAUUUUUCUUCAAUGUUUUGACCUGUGAGAGAUUUUAAAUUUUUGUCUUUAUUUUUUUUUUUUCUGGGGGGAAUAUUUUGGGGGGGAAUGGCUGAUGGCAGAAAGCUAUAAGGCUGGUACUGUCUGAGAUAUUUGGUCAAAAGGUGUUUUGGUGUAGUUUUUUGCAGUCACCGCCCUAGUGGAGGCUGCAGGCAUGGCGGCUUGACGCCCCCAUAGCCCCGCCCCUCCGACAGAGGAAGGCUGCAGAGCAUUGUGUCAUGCUACCCCCCACCUGCCCCCCUGGGGGGACUGGCCUGCCCCCACCCAGCUCUACCACCCACCACCUGGCCAGACCUGUCUUCCUCUGUGUCCUCUGCGUCCUGGCAGCGCUGCUGCCAGCAGCCUCCUCCUGCCCUCCUCCCUGUCUUUGCUACUCAGAUGGCCUGGUGGACUGCGGAGGCCGGGGUCUCUCGUCCCUGCCUCCCCUUCACAUCCUGCCUCCGGGGAGCCGCUCCCUCCUGCUAGCCAACAACAAGCUUGCCUCGCUGGGAGCCUCUGCCUUCGCUAACCUCUCCUCUCUGGAGGAGCUGGACCUCUCUAAUAACUACCUGGAUAAUUUACCAGCAGGAUUAUUCAGAGAUAUGUCCAACUUGACAAAACUGACUCUGCACAACAACUCACUAACAGUAAUGGACAGAGAACUCUUCCAGGGUUUGGGGGGUCUUCAGAGUCUGGAUCUGUCCCUGAACGGUCUGUCGUCUGUUCCUCUGGGGCUACUGGAUGAGCUGCAGAGCCUCAGGUGGCUGUCUCUAGCGGGUAACAGGCUUCAGGGUUUGGAAAGGGCAGCGUUUGAGCCGCUUGCCAACCUACAACACCUGGAACUGGGACACAACCCCUGGGAAUGUGACUGCAACCUCCGCGAUUUCAAACACUGGAUGGAGUGGUUGCUGUACAGAGGUGGUAAGGUGGACGCGGUGGAGUGCACGCUGCCGAAGGAUCUGCGUGGGCGAGACAUCCGUGGGGUUCCAGUGGAAAUGUUCAACUACUGCCUCCAACUUGAAGAUGAGAACGGAGGUGGAGGAGGUGAGGGUUCCCGUUCUGGACAAGGAGGCGGUCCUCCCUGCAGCAGGAAUGCACUUAGCCCCAGUGGGGCAACACCAAUUUCUGACAACAGCAACACUGGGGAUGACUCCUCUUCAAACACAGGAGGUGGAGGAGGCGGAGAGGCCCCGGCAGAUUGCGUUCGGGCCCGUUACCGGCCUGUGAGUGUGCGCCGCGCCAUCGGCACCGUGGUGAUUGCUGGUGUGGUGUGCGGCAUUGUUUGCAUCAUGAUGGUUGCAGCUGCGGCUUACGGCUGCAUCUACGCCUCGCUGAUGGCCAAGUACCAGAGAGAGUUGAAGAAGAGGCAGCCACUGAUGGGCGAUGGAGAGGGAGACGGGGAGGAUAGGGAGGAGAAACAGAUCUCCUCUGUGGCCUAGGGCAGUGACGGGACGUGGGGGGGGGGCUUGUCAAAGGGUGAAGGUUCGAAGGGGCAAAAAUUAUAAGGGCUCGAAGAGGAGAGAGAUGGAAGAGCUCGUUUUAUGCACAAUGAAAGUUAUGGUACCUUUCCCUCUGACUCUCAAACUGACACCUUUCUCCCGCUUUUUGUCUUCCUUUCUUGGCCCUCUUUCUAUUUUUAACCUUCUCCCUCUCUGUCCCUCUCUCUAACACACUCCCUCACAUACCUUAUCUGUUCCCUGAUUUUCUCCUCCAUUUAGAGCCUUUACUCACUGCAGCAUUUGUUACCAGUCAUCCCUCCAACUCGCCUACCAACCACCUACUGCUGCUCUUGGCUGCUGCUGAAUUUACCAUUAUAUUGGCAGAGAGAAAAAAAAUAUUUGGUACUCUCUCUAGUAUGAAACAUAUCAUUUAAGCUGUUACAAGGUACGAUCAGUCAGUAUUUCUAAAACUGGAUUGAAUUUUCAGGGAUAUACAGUAUAUAUGGUGUUGACUGGACCAACAUUCACAACAAUGAGAAGAAUUUGUGGUAUUAGGUAGUGCCCAGCUCUUGUUUUGUUUGCAUCUUUCUCCUCCUCAACCUCUCAAAAGCCAAUAGUUUCUACAAAAAACCAGGACCCCAAUCGAGAUCCCUUCACCCUUGUCCGGCCUAAUGCUCCUCUGACAUUCCCUUGGACCUUAAAGUCUCAACAGACAGUUAUGGAAACAGACAGUUACGGAAAGUUUGGGGGAAAUGACAGCAACGUUGUGGAUAAACAUAAAGAGAUGUCAUUUCUAUAGUCAUCAUCUACUGGGGAUACAUACAGAUAAUAUGUUGAUAGGAAAUCAAACAUCGUCUCCUGGGUCUUGUGUCUCCUGAGACUUGUUAGGGAUGUACUAAGGAACAGGAAACCAUUUGGAUGGACAAAAUGAUCAUUCAUGGAUUCAAAUACAUGAUUUCAGAGACAACGGUUAGAUAUUCUGCCCUAUUUGAACUGGAACUGUUUCUCUCUGGAUUUUCUCUGGACCUAUAACAUCUUCCAGGUGUCACAGACUGGAGCUGUGCAAGAGAUUCUACAAUGAAUCUUAUCCAUAUGUUCGAUGGGGAACAAACCAUUUUAACUGGAAUUUGAAUUUGCUGUAUUUGUCACUUUUCCGCAGAAUAAGGUUCUUGCUUACUUGAUGCUUGUUCAAUGAUUAUGGUCAGUAUAUGGUGAAAAAGCGAUCAAACUAAUUUUCUGGUAUUUUUUGGACUAUGCUUCUGGUUCAGAAAAGUGUUGAGAUUUAAAGGACCACAGACUUUGCUUGAAAGCAGAUCUUCUUUGAUCAGAGCUCAUUUUCAGACGAUUUCACCCCUCAGAGGUGAAUGUUUGCUACUUUGGCAUGGAAGCACUAUCUCAGAGAACCCUGUCUCCUGGCAAGGACUACAGAAAUUCAUCUAAGGACUACAAACUUCAGACUCCUGCACUUUAUUUCCCUAAUCAGAUCCUCUCUGGCCUCCCUCUCCCUCCUCCCUUCCCUCUCUUUCUAAAAUGGACGAUUUGCCCAGAGGGAUUACAAUGAACAAGGGAUUAAACAAAAAGACGCUGCUAUUCCCCCCCCUCCUCCUCCUCCUUCUCAUCCCUUUAUCUCUCCAUCCAUCUUUCCAUCCAGUGCUAUUUAUGGAAAGUUUUUCACUCUUCCUUUAAGACCACCUCCUUUCUUUCCUUUUAUCAAUCCCUUCUCCCAUACUGUUGUCCUUGUGUUGUUUCUGAAAGGCCAGCAAUAUGCAAUGGAAGGUGUGUCACCAUAACAUCAACAUUUUGUUACUGCCAAAGAGCCCUUAUGCUGUAAACUUAGUAAACAUCACUUAAUCGAGAGGAGUCUGUUUGAUUCACACGCUUUGUCAGUGCAUUCACAAAACAGGUUAGUUUGUUUGCUUUACAUAGUCUUUUCAUAAACAUCCCUAUUUAUGACCUGAAAUAUUUAUGUAAGCUUUAACAUUGUGCUGUCCUGUCUACAUAUCUCAAAAAUCGGGCUUUCAUUGCAUAUUGCUCCCCUACAGUAGAACAAUUGUUCCCUCUCAAUUUCUAAUUGGAAAUAAUAAUGGAAAUAAACUUAUAUUAAUAGUGUGUUAUCUUAUACCUGGGUAUAAUGCAGAUAAAUAUUAUUAUAUUAGUCUCUAAUAUGGUGUGUUGGCCCAGCGAUCCCCAAAAUGUUUUUGAUGUAACUGUUUAUUGUUUUUCUGUAUCAAUUCAUGAUGUACGUCUUUUGUUGUGUUGAUGACUUCUAUGUUUUGUUUUAAGUUUUAAUAUCUCUGUAAUGUUUGUUUAUUCAUCGUGUUCAUUUAUUUGUAUUUAAGAGUUGGUAACGUUUCUGCAAGAGGCAUAGAGAGAGUUUGACCAUUGAGAAUAAAAAGGGCCCCAUACUGCUGCCUCGUCUCUGAAAUUUAUCAGGGUGACAUUAUUUACCAUAGAAUCACAUAGGCGACAGGUAAACUUAUUGUUUAAAUAGGAUUUUAUAUUUUAUUUAGUGCAACUUAUUUGAAAUAGCUGCAUUAGCAGUUAUAGAGAAAAAUGCUCCCCAUGUUGUAGUUGUCAAGAUAUCAGACAGAACAUUCACAUCUACAAGAGUGAGAUUUUCAGUUGGUUACUAUUUUUACAAACAUGAUUAACUAGUAUAGGUGAGCUGUCACAAAGAUAAGACAACUUAACCAAGUGGGAAAAGCUUUAGCGAAAGGUUAUUAUCCUGGUUAUAUAAUAAUAUUGUCAAGGCUAAAUCCUUGUAUGUCAAGAGCCAUGAGAUUAGGAAAAUCAGUGUUGAAGACACACUCUUAUACCCACCACCUUUACAUUUUGUGUAACAUAAUGAGCAUUACAGUACUUCAUGCAUCAGAAUAGCCAAAUAUAAAUAUUAUUGGUAGACGACUGAGCUGGUGGGAAUUGAGGACGCAAAAAAAGUUAUUAUUUGAUCCUUCAGUUCAGUAAUGAUCAAGUCUGAUUUGCAAAUUAAGUUAACAAUGGUCACCUCACCGAUGUAAAGAAAUAGAGAAGUUGAGCUGGUCAAAAUAAUUUGGAGAUGACAUGUUCAAAAACGUAGCAAAGUAAAGUGAUAUUUUGAAGGGAUUUAAAUGAGACAUUCAAACAUAACCAUGAAUUUCACAGGGACUCUGGGGCAGUAAUUGAAAAAAAAAGCAAUGGUUAAACUCUGUCUAUGAAUGUAGAAACACUGUCCUCUCAUCCCCUGGUCUGCAGGUCUUGUGUUGGUAGCUAAGUAUCUUAGCUAGCUGAAACAUGUUCAUAUAGCCUGUGUGUGUAAAGAAUAAUAAAUUCUAGUUUGUUACGUAAAACUGCAGCAGCCAUGAUGACUGAGGGCCUCAAAGACUACAAUGCCCAGAAAUCUAUGGUGUGUUGUGUUAUUAUGAUGAUUGUUAUAAUGACAAUGAUGAUAUGAUGAUGAUGAAGCAUUUCCUGGUCAAUAUGCAUUGAUUUAAAUAAAAACAUAUCACACUUAUGUCAAAUUUA